Molecule: messenger RNA, 474 nt
Organism: Alternaria postmessia
Lineage: Eukaryota; Fungi; Ascomycota; Dothideomycetes; Pleosporales; Pleosporaceae
Exons: 4
Coding region: 1-474 (157 amino acids)
Source: RefSeq, a predicted model, not a curated record
AUGGCAUCGACCCAAACUGCUCCAGUCGCUCUACCGCGCGUCGCAAUAACGUAUUGCACGCAAUGUAAGUGGAUGUUGCGAGCAGCCUAUUUCGGCCAAGAACUUUUAUCAACAUUCGGACUGCAAAUUGGAGAGAUAGCACUGAUACCCGCGACGGGUGGUCUCUUCACAGUUGAGUUGACGUACUUGCCGCCAUCUGAGGAAGGCCAAAAGGCAGAGGCAAAGAAAGUGCUCCUUUGGGAUAGAAAGGCUAAAGGAGGUUUUCCAGAGACGAAAGUACUAAAGCAACUAGUACGAGAUCACAUAGACCCUAAUCGGGAUCUGGGGCAUUCGGACAAACAUGGCAAGAAGAAUGAAAACAAGGCAGAAGAUGAGAAGCAGAACUUGGAGGGAAAGCAAGAACAGGGUCAGACAAACGAGGGUGCAGAAGUCAAGAGAAAUCCAGAUGGAACUGUUUGCGAGGACUGUAAAUAA